CUAAUUUAGCUUGUAAACAAAAGCAAGCCAGCUGCAUUGCUAUGAGUUCUUGGGAAUUCACUCUUUAUAAGGAGGCCAUCUUCAUUUCCUCUUUACACCAUUCAAGCACAAAAGAAAAACAAAAUGAAGAGUGUAAGUGUAAGUGCAAGUGAAAGCAUUUUGCUGCUCUCUCUUGCCUGUGUUGCGCUUUGCGUGCAAUGCUAUGGCGGUACUAAAGGGUUCGAUCCUCUUACCAAGUUCAUCAAAGGUCGAACCGCAAGAGGAUGGGAGAAUUAUGGCACCACCAAGGUUGUGUCAGGUGAAUAUAAGCCUGUUUAUGUUGGACCUCAAGAGGGGCUCAAGGAGGCUGACAUGGUUUCGAGUUUGCCGGGGCAACCGCAGGUCAACUUCUCUCAGUACUCGGGGUAUGUGACCGUGGACCCUGAUGCCAGUAGAGCUCUCUUCUACUACUUUGCUGAAUCCCAAGACCCCUCGACCACGCCUCUCGUGUUAUGGCUCAAUGGAGGGCCUGGUUGCUCAUCUUUAGGGGCUGGUGCAAUGACAGAAUUGGGACCUUUUAGAGUGAAUCCAGAUGGGGAAACUCUUUGGUACAACCAAUAUAGUUGGAACACUGUUGCAAAUGUGAUCUUCCUCGAAUCCCCGGCUGGUGUGGGAUUUUCUUACUCGAAUAGGACAUCGAAUCACACCACUGGGGACGAGCAAACAGCGCAAGAUUCCUACACCUUCCUAGUGAACUGGCUGGAGAGGUUCCCUGAGUACAAAGCCCGGGAGAUGUACAUAACCGGAGAGAGCUAUGCCGGCCACUACGUGCCUCAGAUGGCCUCACUCAUCAUCCAGAACAACAAAAUCACCAACCAAACUGUCAUCAACUUGAAAGGAAUUGCUAUUGGCAAUGCACUGAUUGAUUUGGAGGAUUACCAGAAAGGUUAUUAUGAUUUUCUAGGGAGACAUGCUCUCAUAUCCAAUGAAACUCAACAACAAAUCUUGAAAAUUUGUGAUUUUAGUUUAAAUGGGACUAAAUCAGAUGAGUGCUAUGAUUACUUAUCUGAGGCUGUAGAAUCAGAAGGCCGUAUCUUCCCUUAUAACAUCUAUGCUUCCUGGUGUUCAUCCUCCUCCUCUUCCUCGAUAUCAUCAGGAUUUGAUCAGUGCUCUGAUGAAUAUGUCUUGUCAUACCUAAACACCCCUCAAGUUCAGACAGCCCUUCAUGUGACAGCGAUCCCCGUGUAUUGGACCGAAUGCAGUGGGGAUGAUUGGAAUGACUCACCAUUCACAGUGUUAUCUACCAUCAAGGAGUUGAUGGCCGAGGGGCUUAGAGUGUGGAUAUUUAGUGGAGACACGGACAGCGUGGUGCCAGUGACAGCUACGAUGUAUUCAAUGGCGAAGAUGGAGGUACCGGUGAAGACUCCAUGGUACCCUUGGUACAUCCAAGAAGAGGUGGGAGGAUACGUUGUGGAGUACGAGAAUGUAACGUUUGUGACCGUGAGAGGAGCCGGACACAUGGUGCCUAGUUACCAGCCGGAGCGUGCUCUAACGGUCUUCACUUCGUUCUUGGAGGGGAAGCUUCCUCCAACUCUGUCUUAGUCUAAGACAUGAUCAAAUGUAUUAGUACUACCAUAGUAAGAAGUGUUGCACAUCUUGUCCUUGAUUCAAUAUGCAUGCAAUCUGUGAUGAAUAACAGUGCUCAAUAAUUUAUAAACGCUACUCUUGGUUGAAA
Salvia splendens (bonfire salvia) is the source of this 1714-nucleotide messenger RNA. Its product is annotated as serine carboxypeptidase 1-like. Gene Ontology annotation, biological process: proteolysis. Gene Ontology annotation, molecular function: serine-type carboxypeptidase activity. Gene Ontology annotation, cellular component: vacuole. The coding region runs from base 124 to 1581 and encodes 485 amino acids. NCBI's taxonomy places the organism in Eukaryota, Viridiplantae, Streptophyta, Magnoliopsida, Lamiales, Lamiaceae. The transcript has 7 exons. The record is from RefSeq and is a predicted model, not a curated record.